Molecule: messenger RNA, 348 nt
Organism: Geodia barretti
Lineage: Eukaryota; Metazoa; Porifera; Demospongiae; Tetractinellida; Geodiidae
Source: the annotation of a GenBank genome assembly
AUGGAAUACGCCAGCCCAAUACGCCGGAUGUUCGCCACCAUUCUUGACGGUAUUCUAUUUUUCCUCACGCUGAUUAUUGGCUAUAUCAUCUGGUGGUUGAUCGUUUUGGGACGUGGGCAGACUCCCGGCAAGCAGCUGUUGGGUAUCCGGGCGGUGAAACGCGACGGCGGUCCGGGCGGCUGGGGCACCACCUUCGUGCGUGAGGUGGUCAAGGUUGUAGCCCACUCGUUCGUCAUCGGCUUCUUCGCCGAUGCGAUUCUGCUACUGAUCGACGACGACGAGCACCGCUCGCUGUCGGAUCGGCUGGCCGAUACGGUAAUCGUGCGCAACACGCAACGCAUCGUCUAG